AUGAUUUUAAUUUUCCUUUCUUUCUUUUUUUCCUACAUUCUUUUCAUCAACUUAGAUUUUUUAUUUUAUGCCUUUUCUUCCUUUCUUCUUUUCUUUCUUUCCCUUAACUUGGAUUUUUAUUUUUUGCCUUUCUUUCUUUCUUUCUUUCUUUCUUUCUUUCUUUCUUUCUUUUCCUUAACUUGUAUUUAUUCUGCCUUUCCUUCAUUCGUUCUUUCUUCCAUUUUUUACAGUUUUAUUUUCUGCUUUUCUUCCUUUCUUUCCUUCCUACUCUCUUUUCUUCAACUUGGAUCUUUUUAUUUUAUAUCUUUCCUCUUUUCUUUCUUUGUUUCCUUCCUUCUGUAUUUCUUUCUUUCAUUCUUUAUUUCUUUCUUUCUUUCUUUUUUCUCUUACAUUUUUCUUUUUCUUUCUGCUUUGUUUUGCUUUUUUUUCCUUUCUUUCCUUUUCUUUCUUUUUUCUUUCUGCCGUACUUUCUUUUCCCUUUUCUUCUUUCUUUCCUUCUUUACUUUCUUUCCUUCUUUACUUUCUUUCCUUCUUUACUUUCUUUCCUUCUUUACUUUCUUUCUUUCUUCAUUUCUUUCCUUCUUUAUUUCUUUCUUUCCUUUUCCUUCUUUCUUUCUUUCUUUCCUUUUUCCUUCGUUCUUUCUUUCUUUAUUUAUUUCUUUCCUUCUUUAUUUCUUUCUUUCCUUCUUUCUUUCUUUCCUUCUUUACUUUCUUUCUUUUUUCUUUCUUUAUUUCUUUCUUUCCUUUUUCCUUCUUUCUUUCUUUCUUUAUUUCUUUCUUUCCUUCUUUCUUUCUUUCUUUAUUUCUUUCUUUCCUUCUUUCUUUCCUUCUUUCUUUCUUUCUUUCUUUCUUUCUUUCUUUCUUUCUUUCUUUCUUUUCCUUAUCUUAGAUUUUAAUUCUCUAUCCUAA
Molecule: messenger RNA, 909 nt
Organism: Acanthosepion pharaonis
Lineage: Eukaryota; Metazoa; Mollusca; Cephalopoda; Sepiida; Sepiidae
Source: the annotation of a GenBank genome assembly